AUGAGAAGGUGCUUGUGCACCGGCCGGUCCUUGCGGAUUGGCCGCCGGUUGAUCACUCCGUUACUCGCCCUCUCCUCCCCCUUGGCGCUUCGAACCCAGACUCGACCUGCCUCGACACGCGGGCCUCUUACUGACGAAGAACACCAAUUUAUCACCUCAUACAAUGAUUUUCCGGCAUCUCCCCUCCAAUCCGAGCGGAGAUUCCUUAUCGAAUCAUGGAUACCAUUCCUCAUGGCAUGUCGGCCUACACAACGACCCGACAACCGCGCGGAUCCGCAAAACCCCACCGUUUCGCUCAUGCAACACAAAAAGGACCUCGAUCGGGUACAUAAACUGAUGGGAGUCUUGUGGGCAUCAAGAACGCAUGCGAAUCUGGACCUUUUGGCGCAUUUGGGCUUUAAUAUGAAGCAGUGGUCUGGAGUACACGCGCUUUUGAGCCAAUUUAUCGACACAUACGAGAUCAUCAGGCCUUUCCAGAUCGCUCAGCAUUUAGCACCAACCCUCGACUGGUUUGCGGGUGAUAUGUCUCUGAACCAACUCACAGGCAUCACUCCCUCAGCUUUGGGUCAACGUGUCGAAUCGCUUCCCACAUCAGACACUACUUCUCUCGAUGCUAUUACAAUGAGGCCUGCCGCGAAGGGCCUUAGUGAUCGCUAUCUGGGGGAACUCUUAUACAAUAUUGGAUCGUUGGCUCUGGCUGCAGCAGAUCGCUCCCCGGAGGAAUCUAAGGCCGCGAUGUCCUGCGUGUUCCGCCUUCUUGCGCGCAUGCAUAAUCUGGGCCUGAUUUCUGACAAAAUAUACCAAUACCAGCCUUACAACUCUCAUGAACAAGUGUUUCGUCCUCCCGGGCUACAUCUGCUUUCAAGCCAUAUUAUGACAGUUCUGUCUGACGCAGCAUGGUUAGAGCAUGAGUCUGAACUGGCCAAGGCGGCUACCGAAGCAGGAGAGGAUCCUCCAUUCCUGCCUUUCCCUGUCGAAUUCCGAGAGCUGGGCCCGGAAAUUUGGUUUGAGCUCAUCCUUUGGUGUUGCGUUGAGCACGGGUUGGCAAAACAAGGCGCCCUGUUGGUUAAAGCGAUGCAGAAGCGGAAGGGCGACGGCGAAUGGAAAGUCGAGAGCUGGGCACCUCUAGCCCAGAAUCUUGAUAUAGUACGACAAACAAACAUCACUACGGAGCAGUCCUGGCGUCGUCCGCAUAAUGGCGGUCCUCCCGAGGUGUUCAAGGGACGCAACAAACCCCCCUUCAAUGGUCUCGGCAAAAGGACCAUAAGCACAGAGGUGGUUGUAUGCUUGCGAGACACACUGUACGACAAAGCCUAUACAGGAGUCGGUUUCUACGGAGCAUCUCCUUCGGAGCUACUCCAACUCGAGGCUCCCCUGAGCGAGCUCCUCGACCCCGCCGGGUCUAAAGACGACCUUCGGCCGACAAACAAGUUGACGAACUGGCAUAUGACGCGAAUUUUUGAGUCGGGCAGCCUAGAGCCCAACAAGGACCCAGUCGCCUUUCAACGGAUACUGCGGUCCACUCAAAGCGUGGUGCCACCAUGGCAACCCGGCUUCGAUACAUCGGAGCAUCAACUUGAUAAAGUGACGAGGUCUCAGCUGUAUGACGAGUCAGCGGCCAUUUCCGGCCUGGUGGAGUACAACAUCAAGGCGUUUGCCAAUCAACGCCAAGCUGGACGCUCUUUCUACCAAUUCGCUUGGCUUCAGAACAUUGUUGAUGCCAGCAAGGCUCAACACAUCCAAGCUUUCUUUGAACAUAUAAACCAAUCACAGUCUGCGGAUGUCCUAUUUUUCGACGAUGCCCACUCAUCUAAUCUCAAGAUACACCAGUCCUCCUUGCCAGGGAUUUCCGAUAUGACGAUGGCCGAAUUGAUAGAUCUGGCUACUUCGAGCCGUGCGUAUGGGUUUGGAAACUGGUUGCUUUUUAACGAUGACCCUGACGGACCUUCAAUCCCUACAAGCUCCUACGGCAACCAAAUGCUGGCGCCAGCGCUCUUACGAUUCGCAACUGCCACCAAAAAUCCGGAGCUCUGCGAAAAGAUCAUUGCUGCCCUAGCCAUGCCACUUUCUGUCAACACGCUUAAGUGCCUGGUUAAUUUCCACAUCGCACUAGCCGAUUGGACCCGCGUGCGCAUGACACUGAACUAUAUGCGCGAUUUCAGAUUGAAAUCUUGGGGAUUCCACAAUCUCGCCUCCCUGGCGGCUAAGGUCAUCAGAAUGGACGCUACCAUCAAGAAGAAGCAUGCUCGCGGAGUCACUGUGGAGAAGAAGGAAGAGGAAAGCCUCGAGUCCGCCAAAGACAUACUCCUGCGUUUCUUCGAAGGUGAAUUCAACACGCAGGCCAGCAAGAACCGCCGGGUAGCCGACUUCCAAGGAAGAGCUCUCCGCCGUCUCCAGCAGGUAUUGUCAACCCUGCCCGAGCCUCUGGCUGGUCUCAUGGAGCAGGUGAAGUUUAAGCGAUCUCCCAGAAGCCACCAACGAAUGCAUUACAUUCCCUGCGUCUCCUUCAACGAUAUCCUCACCGCUGCAGUGGAAGUCCACGGCAGCAAAGUCGGCAUGGAACUUUAUGCCCAAUGGUGCCAGGACGUUCCAAGCCCAACGAUGUCCCGUCAACAAGAGGGCGGCGUAUCGCGGCUCCUGACCCUGCCAGAAAUGAGGGAUCAUAAUGGCAACCCAACCUUCAACCCGGCGUGGCACGCUGAGAUCCAACGCAAAGCAGUGGUUCCAGACGUGAACACCAUCCGCAUCAUUGCGCAAGCCGCACUCCAAGAGUUUGAGGCCGAGCGGACAAACAUGCCUUCCUCAACUCCCGACGAACCUCCUCCCUCAUCUCCCCCUACCGAUCACUUCAUCGAGGAUGGCUACCAAAUCGACGUCUCUCGAUCCCUCUACCAAUACGUCAGCAAAAACGGCGGCAGGCCUCCGGCCUCAGAAGCCGAAGCCGCGCUCGACUUCUGCGCAACCAGGUACCUGCGCGCCCGCAUUCCCGAAGACCAAAUCGACGCCGACCUUCCAGGCCACCUGGCCCGCCUGCGCGCUCGCGGUGUUUUGACCAAGCGUUCAGGUGCUCGCGAUAACUGGAGCGAGCGGGCGGCGGCGAAACGGGUCAGAGAUGAAGCGAAGGAGCUCCAGAACGAUCCGUUCAUGGCCUCUUGGCUGGCUGAUGCUGCGCAGGAGUAG
Messenger RNA from Penicillium cinerascens, 3180 nucleotides. RefSeq lists its product as uncharacterized. Bases 1 to 3180 code for a protein of 1059 amino acids. The transcript has a single exon. The record is from RefSeq and is a predicted model, not a curated record. Lineage: Eukaryota; Fungi; Ascomycota; Eurotiomycetes; Eurotiales; Aspergillaceae.